Acanthoscelides obtectus is the source of this 431-nucleotide messenger RNA. Lineage: Eukaryota; Metazoa; Arthropoda; Insecta; Coleoptera; Chrysomelidae. The record is from the annotation of a GenBank genome assembly.
CCGGCGUUCGUUCUGGAUGUGAGUGCGUGAUGUCGUAAAUUUGUUGCCAAAAGUAAAAAAUAUCGCUCCACUGAAUUUUGGGCUAUACAUUACAAGUAUCAUCGAAUGGUCUUCAAAAUGCGAACUUACAAAAGAAAAACUGACCGAGCUAAUAUUAGUAAAGAUUUGAUAAAACAAGCUGCAAGUGAAGUAAUAAAUGGUACAAGUAUCCGUAAAGCAGCUAAGAAUAAUAAAAUAGACAGAACCACGCUUUCGAGGUAUGUCAAUAAAUUAAAAGCUACCCCUGAUUCUGAUGUGUUCAUGGAUAUGCAAACCCUCGCCAAGUUUUUUCGAAUCAACAAGAACGCAUAUUAAAAGACGACCUCAUACAAGUGGCAUCUAUAUUUUAUGGUUUAACUCCAUCGGAUGUACAUACGUUCCCUUGCUUAUGA